This is a messenger RNA of Cetraspora pellucida, 567 nucleotides long. The record is from the annotation of a GenBank genome assembly. Lineage: Eukaryota; Fungi; Glomeromycota; Glomeromycetes; Diversisporales; Gigasporaceae.
AUGCAAUUGGGACACAAAACUAAAAUCACUUGUAAUUUAGAUUCAAAUAUUUUAAUUUUAGUUGAUAAUGCAUCUUGUUAUUAUAAUCCAAACAGUAUUUUACCAACUUUUAAUUCUACUAAUAAUAGUUAUAAAGAAGGAACUGAAUUAGCAAAAACAUUUGUAUCUAGAAUUAGUAACAUAAGAUUAUCUACUUUACAAAAUAAUCAGAGUCAAGCUUAUAAAUUACAAUAUGCAACAAGCUCUUAUAAUACUUUUAUUAAACAAAAAAAUAUUAUUAUUAAGUUGUCAGUUGCUAAUUUGGACUCAUCAGUCCUGCUUCAGGUCAACAAGUAUUUUGAACUUAAUAAUUCAUAUAUUUUUACUAUAGAAGAAUUAAGCAAUACUGAAAUUGUUGAGUUAGUAAUAGUAGAACAGCAGCAUAAAGAACAUGAUUCAGAUGAUUCAGAUGAAGAGUCUUUAACAAUUCUAGCUUCAAAAGGAUUAGUGAGUCUAAAAAAAUUUUUAGAGUUUUUUGAGCAACAAACAAAUCGAAAUUUUAAAUCAGAAGAUUUAGAUGUUUUUUGA